Messenger RNA from Nymphaea colorata (pocket water lily), 3167 nucleotides. RefSeq lists its product as uncharacterized. Bases 482 to 2803 code for a protein of 773 amino acids. The record is from RefSeq and is a predicted model, not a curated record. NCBI's taxonomy places the organism in Eukaryota, Viridiplantae, Streptophyta, Magnoliopsida, Nymphaeales, Nymphaeaceae. The transcript is spliced from 2 exons.
AUAAAGGCUCCUUUAAUUUUUCUGGUAGGUGCUUGUGGUUUAGGGCCUCUGUAAAAACUCAAAAAGAAAAAAAGAAAAACAAAAGUGAUGGAGAUGGGGAAAAACCAUGGCGGAAUUGACCUAAAAGUUUUUCCUCAUCAUCAUCGUCAUCGUCAGUUUCUGUAAUCAGUUGGAGGAGCGCGACACUGAGUUGGGGUUUGGUUGUGGAGGGAGUGAAAAUUUUUGGGGUUGUUCCCCGCUUUCUGUCUCGAGGAAUUGCUGCGAUCGGGCGAAGUUUUGAGGUUCUGAUCGUUUUCCCUCCGAAUUAGUGAAAUUUUUUGGCCUGAUAGGGUUUCUGGUGGUUUGGUGGAAACUGACAAGCCUUGGGUGUGGGGAUUUUUACAGUUUCUGAUAAGGUGGUUGAGUUGCUCUGAGUUGGUUCCCGGGGUUUUGCUUCACAAGUGUAGGUGAGUGAGGAUUGAGGGUUGGUAGCAGUAGGGCAAUGGAGUGUAACAAGGAUGAGGCCGCUAGGGCGAAGGAGAUAGCGGAGAAGAAGUUCAAAGCAAAAGAUCUUGAGGGCGCGAGGAAAUUCGCAGUGAAGGCGUCUCAAUUGUAUCCGGCAUUGGAGGGGAUCACUCAGAUGCUGGCCACCUUGGACGUGUAUGCUGCAGCGGAAAAGAAGGUCAAUGGGGAGACCGACUGGUACGAGAUUCUCUGCGUGAAUGCGAUGGCGGACGACGAGACAGUGAAAAAACAAUACAGGAAGUUAGCUUUGAUGCUCCAUCCUGAUAAGAACAAAUCUGUUGGAGCAGAGGGAGCGUUUAAGCUCAUUUCGGAAGCGUGGAGCGUGCUGUCGGACAAGUUUCGGCGGUCGGUUUACGAUCACAAGAGAAAUCUUAAGGGAGUUCCCCAGAAGGUCGCACAGCCGCGAAAGCCUGCGUCUGCACCUCGAACCAGUUCAUCUGCUCAUGGUGCGAAUGGAUUCUAUAAUACGUCUAAUAGCAAUGGCGGUUCUAAUGCGAGAACAGAAACUACUACUUCACAUGCUGGUGCCUCUGCGCGUGGUUUGAAUGGUUUGUACAAAUUCUCCAACAGCGAAGCAAGUUCUGAUGCUCGAACACAGAAGCCGGCGCCUCGAGCUCCACCGCCUCCAUCUCAUCGCCAGUCGAAGCCAAAUACUUUUUGGACAAGCUGCAACAGGUGCAGAAUGCAAUAUGAAUAUCUUCGUGUGUAUGUUAACCACAACCUGCUAUGCCCCAAUUGCCACCAACCAUUUUUGGCCAUCGAGACAGGCACGAUACCGAGUGCUUCGGGUACUUUCCCGUGGACAAGUCCGCAACAGCAUGGAAAGAAGACUCACGUUCAGGGAAGGGACGGUGUUGUUCCUGGUGGGUAUCCGCCGGGUCAAGGAGCUGAUUCUUUUCAUAAGGCAAACUUCCAGUGGGGGGCAUUCUCUAGAACAGCAGGUGCUCCAAGUGCCAAUGCGUCAACUUCUGCUGCUGCCGCUGCUGCCAAUGUGGUUCAUCAAACAUAUGAGAAAGUCAGAAGAGAGCGGGAGGAGGCACAAGCAGCAGCUAGAAAGGAGGACACUCGGAGGAACAUCCAGGGUUUCAAGAGGUCCUCAGGUGGAAGUGAAAAUUGUAUUCAGAGGCCUGAUAAGAAAAGAAGCAUAGACAGAGAUAGCCUUGCUAAUGAUAAUGAAAAUGAACAUAAUGCUAGUAAGGAUACCUACGAGGCAGAAAAGCUGAAUGGCGUUUCUAGUGGUGCGGGUAGGUUCCCUUACAAACAGUAUGGCACCUCCUUGAGGGACUUGGUAAUGCAGGAUGCUCGCAGCGUACUCAUGACAAAGGCUAGAAAUGAAAUUCAAAAGAAGUUAGAAGAUUGGAAGAAGGAGGCUGCAGAGAAAGCCAGCGAAAAGGAAAAAGGCCUAUCAAAUACAAAAGAAAACCUUGUGUCCAAUGGCAAUGGGAAUGUCCACGAUCAUGGUAAGUCUGAUGAGUUUGUCAAAAAGAGCAGGAAGCAGAAGUCUUCGAGAGAACAAGAUGAUUCUAGCGAUGUUCCAGAUGAAGAACCUGAUGUGCCAUCAUCAAUCAAUGUUAUUGAUCCUGAUUUUUAUGAUUUUGACAAGGAUCGAAGUGAGAAGUCCUUUGAAGCUAAUCAGGUAUGGGCCGCAUAUGAUGAUGAUGAUGGGAUGCCUCGUUUUUAUGCACUUAUUCAGAAGGUGAUAUCUGUAAACCCUUUCAAGAUGCGUAUCAGUUGGCUCAACUCCAAAAGAAACAGUGAUAUUGGUCCCCUAAAUUGGGUUGCAUGUGGUUUUACAAAAACAAGCGGAGAGUUCAGGGUGGGUAGGUACGAAGUACAUGAUAAUGUUAACGUGUUCUCUCAUAAGGUCAGAUGGGAAAAAGGUUUGCGAGGGGUCAUCCGAAUACUCCCAGGGAAGGGUGACGUUUGGGCCCUUUACAGAAACUGGUCAAGGGACUGGAAUGAAUCAACUCCAGAUGAGGUGGUGCACAAGUAUGACAUGGUAGAGGUGGUUGGUGAUUUUGUAGAUGAUACUGGCGUGGCCGUUGCUCCUCUAAUUAAGCUUCCUAGUUUCAAAACAGUAUUCCGGCGGAAUGUGGACACUGAGGGAGUACAGACAAUCCCAAGGGAAGAGUUAUUUCGAUUUUCGCACCAAGUUCCUGCUCGUCUAUUGACUGGUGAAGAAGCAGAAAGUGCACCAAAGGGUUGUCUAGAGCUGGAUCCAGCUGCGAUUCCUAUGGAACUUCUGGAAGUAGUAACAGAAGUUAAGGAUGAGAAAGCAGGGCAGGAUGCUAAACCGUAACAGCUUAUUGUAACAUUGAACACCUGGGAUGAUCAGCUUUGGAUGACUGAAUGGGUCAUGGAUGGGUUAGCUGCUCAAUGCUACGAAAGUAUCAGUUUCAGCAUUUGCUGCUUUUGCCAUGAUCAGCGGUUCCUUGUGCAGUUCCCUUUUUUCCAUACAUUGGCCUAUGUGUUGGAUAUUCCAUGAUGCCUUGUUAGCCACUGGCUUGCAAUGUUGUCACGUGGUCUUUGUGAUGAUCUAACCUCAACUUUGUCUACAAAUAUGAUGCAAUUUGAAAACGGUUAACAUGAAUUUGGGCAACAUAGGUUGGAACUUUGUUUUCCCUGUUUCUUCUAUAAGCAAUUUAAAUGUCUUCAGUGUUCAA